AUGAGUAGUCAACGCUAUCGCUCAUUUUAUAGUGCUAACUCAGAAAAAAAGCAAAACUGGAAAUGUCCAGAAUGUAUUAGUAAAGUGCCUAAACAGGGAAACCUGACCACACCAGUACGCACAAACGUACCAGUCAGUGCUGACAGCCACAAUUCUACGAGUCCAUCCAGUGAUAGUCAAAAUGUGACUGUUAGAUCUAAAGUCACAAAAACGCCCGUUUCUAUUGAAUCAAUCUCAAAUGACGACAUUGAUUAUUCAAAUAUGAAGUCGUGUAUGAAAACAUUAGCUGAGGAAAUGCAAGCGAUGCGAAAAGAUAUAGGCAGAAUGUGCGAUAAGAUAGACACGUUUACAGAAACCAUCAGCACACGGGUUAAUUUACUUGAGGCUAGAAUCGACUCGUUAGAAAGCAAGAAGAGUGAAGUGGAAAACAAAAAGAUAAAAGAUUUAGAGGGAACGGUGUUGCAGCUAAAACUGAAAUUACAGGAACGUGAACAGGAAGCCCUAGGGAAUGACAUCGAACUUGCAAGCUUUCCUGAGGUCAAAAAUGAAAACACCACUCAUUUAGUGCUGGCGGUUGCCAAGAAACUAGGUGUGGAGCUGGAAGAGCGUGACGUGGUGAACGCUCAACGUGCGGGGCCGGUGCCUGCGGCUGUGGAGGGCGGCGCGCCCGCCCGCCCGCGCCCGCUGGUGGUGCGCCUGGCGCGCCGCGCGACUCGCGACGGGCUGCUGCGCGCUGCGCGCGUGCGGCGCGGCGUUACCACCGAGGGCAUAGUGGUUGCGGAGCACGGGUCACCUCGAUCCUUCUAUGUUAAUGAAAGGCUAACGAAACCAAAUAGACACCUAUUUCUAAUGGCACGACAAGCUGCUAAGCGCUCUAAUUGGAAAUACGUAUGGACCAAGGAUGGAAAAAUCUAUGCAAGGAGGGAGCAGGGCAGGGCGAGUUUUCGUCUUUGCUGUGAAACAGACAUCCAAAAGGUUUUUGGUGAUAGCUGUGUUCGUUCAGACCCACAAAAUAUGCAAUAA
Molecule: messenger RNA, 1023 nt
Organism: Amyelois transitella
Lineage: Eukaryota; Metazoa; Arthropoda; Insecta; Lepidoptera; Pyralidae
Exons: 1
Coding region: 1-1023 (340 amino acids)
Source: RefSeq, a predicted model, not a curated record